AUGGACAACGGUGAGAAGAUCUCCGAUGUGCCCAAGUCGCGCAAAAGCGGCCGCCGCAGAAAGUCGAGCCGCGACUCGCACCACAAGGCCUCCGACGAGGCCGAGCACACCGACACGGAGCAUACCCAGGACCAGAUCUCUGAGCAGUCCAGGCGCACCUUGGACGGAAGGAUGGACAAGUCCAGGCUUUCCCAGGACGUGUCGCACAAGUCCAAACGGACUAAGGAAAAACCACAGGGGGAGGUCAGGCCAGUCCUCCAGCCGAACCAGGACGUCGUCGUACAGAUGACGCACGCCACCGCCGCCACGGAACCGUCCGAUCAGAGAGACCUGUUGUCACUGGUCGCGCUCUUCCUCGCCGUCACCUUCGCCAUCGUCGUCGUGUUCGUCGCCGUCCAGUCGAACCUCAAGCGCGAACUGUGCACCACGGCGUCCUGCGCCUCGUUCUCCAAGCUGCUCGACGAUUCCGUCAACGCGUCCAUGAACCCGUGCGACAGCUUCGGCCGCUUCGUGUGCGACGGCUGGCGCAGCAAGCACAUGAUCUCGGUGCGCGAGUCGGUGUUCCGCUCGGCGAUCAAGGCCACCGUCGAGUCGGUGUCCAGAACCGCCAUCCCAGACACGAACCAGAACGCCGUCGAGCAGACGGCGGCUCUCUUCCGGUCCUGCUACCAGUCCCUCGUGAAGGCAGACAACGGACCGGCGAUCGACGAAGUCGCCCUCGUCAAGGCGUAUCUAGCCGAGGCCGGCGUCGUGUGGCCGUGGGUUCCGUCCCAGCCGGACGUCUUGGAGACGAGCGUGUUCCUCGCUUUCGAGCUGGGCUGGCCGGCGGUCCUCGACUUCAGGGUCAAGGGCACCUCGGCGCAUUCGAGCACUGUGAUCAUCGAGCCGUCUGCUGGCUUCACGCGACUGAUGGCUCUGACGGAGCCUCGAACGUCGAGCGAGCUGGAGCGGAAGAGAUAUUUCGACGCUCUUGUCCGGCAUUACGGAGAUGGUGAUGUCGGAAACGUCACCUACAGCGACGUCCAGGACGCCGAGCUCCUCAUGAGGAAACGUCUGAAGGACGCCCUCUUGUUACAAAACUGGACCAUGCUGCACUCUAACGAAAUGCACCCCGGUGCAAGCGAGUGGGCCGCCGCGCUGGCGAGGCGCAACGUCACCGGAGCGCUCCGGUUCGCCACGAGAAGUCCGUCCUUCAUCGGCGCGUUCAACGAGCUCUGGGAAGAAUACGGCAACGACAGGAUGCACCUGUACGUCUCCUGGUGCGCCGUUCAGUACGUCUCGAUAUUCACCAGCCGAGACGCCAUGCUCGCCGCCGUAGGCGGCACCCGACUCCCGAUCUGGACUUCCUCGCCGUCGAUCUGUCUCAUGUUCACGUACGGAGUGGUGGGAGACGCCGUAUUCAUGCCGUACAGCGCGCAAGUUCUCAAGUCCGGCGUGCGCUCGGAGGUCGCCAAGCUGGUGUUCUCCGUGCGCAAGGCGUUCACGGAGCGCUUCGAAGCCGACCCGGCUUUCUCCAGUAGCACGACCAUGCUCACCGAGUGGGCCUCCGUCAAGGGAGUAUUCGAGGCGUUUGACUACCCGGUAGGUCGCGACCUACGCGCCCCGUUUCUGGGCUAUCCGGACAUGACGUCGUCGUUUGUGCGCAACUGGAGGAACGCGUCCCGGUUGCGCUAUCUGGCGGACACGAACGCCGAUGUUCUGGGCACGGUCGACGCCAUCCUGAACAGCCAACUGUACACGAUCAAGAAGGGCGUGCAGGACUUCGUGCUGAUGCCCUUCGCGCUGACGUUCCCCGCGUACGAUGCGGAGACGUCGGUCGCGAUAAAGUACGGCACGCUUGGCGCUAUUCUGUCUCGCGCGUCGGCAGAGAUCGCCCUCGACUAUUACGGCAGGCAGGAGGCGAUGAAGGAGCGUCUGGACGAGUCCAGCGAGUGCUUUGCCAAAGACGCCCGCACUAUGUCGAUCGCUCCUCGGGACAACGUCAUGCUGGAGGCGGUCGCCCUCGAGGCCCUGCUGGAUGCCGUCCAGGGGGCAUUCGACGAAAAGCGUCAGAAUCGCGAGGGCCUCGGCGGAUACUCGGCGGUAGAGACGUUCUUCCUCUCCUGGUGCCUGAUGAAGUGCGCCUCGCCUCCCAGCGAGCGCAGCGCGGACGUGGACCCGUGCUCGGCGCCGCUGCGGCACGUCCGGAGGUUCUCGGAGACGUUCGGUUGUCAGCCGGAGACAUCGCUAAAUCCCGUGCGCAAGUGCAGGGUUUUUUGA
Rhipicephalus sanguineus (brown dog tick) is the source of this 2259-nucleotide messenger RNA. Its product is annotated as phosphate-regulating neutral endopeptidase PHEX. Gene Ontology annotation, cellular component: plasma membrane. The coding region runs from base 1 to 2259 and encodes 752 amino acids. The transcript is spliced from 2 exons. Gene Ontology annotation, biological process: protein processing. The record is from RefSeq and is a predicted model, not a curated record. Gene Ontology annotation, molecular function: metalloendopeptidase activity. NCBI's taxonomy places the organism in Eukaryota, Metazoa, Arthropoda, Arachnida, Ixodida, Ixodidae.